CCAGGAGAUUUUGACAUUUCCCCGAGGAGCCAGUCAGGAGGGAUCCCAGCAGAUGUGGUUUAGAUGGAGGAGAACAGGAAGAAGGACCACCAGGCUUUGCUGAACCAAGGGGAGGAGAAUGAACUGGAGGUGUUUGGUUAUCGUACCCAGAAUCUACGGAAAGCCCUCUGCCUUAUCGCAUCCACGCUGACCUGUGGGAUCCUGCUGCUGGUGUUCUACUGGAGACCCCACUGGAGGGUGUGGGCCAACUGCAUCCCAUGCUCCUUGCAAGAAGCAGACACUGUUUUGCUGAGGACAACGGAUGAAUUUCAAAGGUAUAUAAGGAAGAAGGUACUCUGCCUCUACUUAUCCACACUGAAGUUUCCUAUAAGCAAGAACCCGAAAGAAUCUGUGGUGGCUGACCGCCACUCUGUCAUAAACCAAGCCGUAAUGAAGCCAGAAUUAAAAAUACGAUGCAUCCAUGUGCAGAAAAUCAGGUAUGUCUGGAACAACUUGGAGAAGCAGUUUCAGAAAGUUGGGUUGCUGGAAGACAGCAACUCCUGCUAUGACAUCCAUCACACAUUUGGAUUGGGUCUGACCAGUGAAGAGCAAGAGGUCAGAAGAUUGGUGUGUGGGCCCAAUGCCAUUGAGGUUGAAAUCCAACCCCUAUUGAAGCUGCUUGUUAAACAGGUUUUAAAUCCAUUCUAUGUGUUGCAAGCCUUCACCCUAACUUUGUGGCUGUCUCAAGGUUACAUAGAAUAUUCUGUGGCCAUCAUCAUUUUGUCGGUUAUCUCCAUUGUCUUAAGUGUGUAUGAUUUACGACAGCAAUCAGUGAAGCUACACAACCUCGUGGAGGAUCAUAACAAAGUCCAGGUUACAGUCAUCAUGAAAGACAAAGGUUUGCAGGAGCUGGAAUCCCAUCUCUUGGUUCCCGGAGAUGUUCUUAUUCUUCCAGGAAAAUUUUUAUUGCCAUGUGAUGCUGUUCUGAUUGAUGGGAACUGUGUGGUGAAUGAAAGCAUGCUCACAGGAGAAAGUAUACCUGUUACAAAGACACCGUUGCCCCAAACGGAGAGCACUAUGCCUUGGAAAUCUCACAGCUUGGAGGAUUACCGGAAACACGUCCUUUUCUGCGGAACAGAAGUUAUCCAGGUCAAACCCUCUGGGCAGGGGCCUGUAAGAGCAGUCGUUUUGCAAACAGGUUACAAUACAGCCAAAGGGGACUUGGUGAGAUCGAUCCUCUACCCCCGGCCUCUGAACUUCAAACUGUACAGUGAUGCCUUCAAGUUCAUGAUGUUCCUGGCCUGCCUUGGUGUUGUGGGUUUUUUCUAUGCCCUAGGAAUAUAUAUGUACCAUGGAGUCCCUCCAAGAGACACCGCGCCCAUGGCCCUGAUCCUCCUCACCUUCACUGUCCCUCCCGUGCUGCCAGCUGCCCUGACCAUAGGCAUUGUGUAUGCCCAGAAGAGGCUGAAGAAAAAGAAAAUCUUCUGUAUCUCCCCACAGAGAAUUAAUAUGUGUGGGCAAAUAAACCUCGUGUGCUUUGACAAAACUGGCACUCUCACUGAGGAUGGGCUGGACCUCUGGGGGACUGUCCCUACUGCUGACAACUGCUUCCAGGAUGUACACAGCUUUGCCUCGGGCAAGGCAUUGCCGUGGGGCCCGCUGUGUGCGGCCAUGGCCAGCUGCCACUCUCUGAUCCUGCUUGAUGGGACUGUCCAGGGAGACCCUCUGGACCUCAAAAUGUUUGAGGGCACUGCGUGGAAAAUGGAAGGUCAUGGUGUAGACUCCUGCAAAUUUGGGAUAUCAGGUUCAAACAUCAUAAAACCAGGACCAAAAGCAAGUCAGAGUCCCGUGGAAGCCAUCACCAUCUUGCACCAGUUUCCAUUUUCCUCCAGCCUGCAGAGGAUGUCCGUGAUCGCUCAGCUGGCCGGGGAGGAUCACCUCCAUGUCUACUUGAAGGGUGCCCCGGAGAUGGUGGCCAGGUUAUGCAGAUCGGAAACAGUGCCUGGGAAUUUCCCACAGGAGAUGAGGAAUUACACAGUGCAAGGCUUCCGUGUCAUUGCUCUUGCCCAUAAAGUCUUGAAAAUGGGAAACCUGUUAGAAGUAGAGUGCCUGGCCAGAGAGAAAGUGGAGUCAGAGCUCACAUUUCUGGGGCUGCUCAUAAUGGAGAAUCGCCUGAAAAAGGAAACCAAAGCGGUCUUGAAGGAACUGAGCGAGGCCCGCAUCAGGACUGUGAUGAUUACAGGUGACAACCUUCAAACAGCCAUUACUGUGGCAAAGAAUUCCGAAAUGAUUCCUCAAGGCAGCCAAGUGAUCAUUGUUGAAGCCAAUGAACCAGAAGAGUUUGCUCCCGCCUCUGUGACCUGGCAGCUGGUAGAGAACCAAGAGACUGGACCUGGGAGGAAUGAAACCUACAUUAACAUUGGAAACAGCUCAGUACCUGAUGGGAGAAGAGGGAGCUGUUACCAUUUUGCAAUGAGCGGGAAAUCAUACCAAAUCAUAUUUCAGCAUUUCAACAGUUGGCUUCCAAAAAUUCUGGUGAAUGGAACCAUUUUUGCAAGAAUGUCUCCUGGGCAAAAAUCAAGCCUUGUUGAAGAAUUUCAGAAAUUAAAUUACUAUGUGGGCAUGUGUGGAGAUGGAGCUAAUGACUGUGGGGCUUUGAAAAUGGCUCAUGUGGGCAUCUCACUGUCAGAGCAGGAAGCAUCCGUGGCAUCCCCUUUCACCUCGAAAACAGCCAACAUUGAGUGUGUGCCUCAUCUCAUCAGAGAAGGCCGAGCUGCUCUGGUUUCAUCCUUUGGGAUAUUUAAAUACUUGACCAUGUAUGGCAUAAUUGGAUUUAUCAGUAUAUUGCUGCUGUAUUGGCAAUUACAACUAUUUGGGAAUUACCAGUAUCUCAUGCAAGAUAUAGCCAUUACUUUGAUGGUCUGUUUAACAAUGAGUUCAACUCAUGCCUACCCAAAGCUGGCUCCAUAUCGACCAGCAGGACAGCUCCUUUCUCCCCCUUUGUUGCUCUCAGUCUUUUUGAAUUCCUGUUUCUCCUGCAUUGUGCAGAUCUUUGCAUUUCUCUACGUGAAGCAGCAGCCCUGGUACUGUGAAGUCUACAAAUACAGUGAGUGCUUCCUGGCCAACCAAAGUAAUCUCUCAAUAAAUGUGAGUUUGGAAAGAAACUGGACUGGAAAUGCAACUCUGAUUCCUGGUUCAAUUUUAAGUUUUGAGACCACCACACUGUGGCCUAUCACCACCAUCAACCUUAUUACUGUAGCAUUUGUCUUUUCAAAGGGAAAGCCAUUUCGAAAACCCAUCUAUACAAACUAUUUAUUUUCAUUUCUGCUGCUAUCCGCCUUGGGCCUCACAAUUUUCAUUCUGUUUUCUGAUUUUCAAGAUAUAUACCAUGGAAUGGAGUUCAUCCCAACCAUAACAUCAUGGAGGGUUUUGAUUUUGGUAGUAGCCUUCAUCCAGUUCUGUGUGGCUUUCUUUGUAGAGGAUGCCAUCCUUCAAAAUCGAGAGCUCUGGCUGUUGAUCAAGAAAAAAUUUGGAUUCUACUCUAAAAGUCAAUAUAGGUACUGGCAAAAAAAGCUGGCAGAGGACGCUACCUGGCCUCCCACAAACAGGACAGAUUAUUCAGGUGACGGCAAAAAUGGAUUCUACAUCAACGGAGGCUAUGAAAGCCAUGAACAGAAUCCAAAGCGAAAACUCGAACUGGGAGGCCAAACCACAGAACAGCAUUUUUGGACCAGACUUUAAUCAGAAUUAUUGUCAUACAUGCUGAACAGCCUCAUCUUUUUCCCCCAAAUUAAAACAUGGUGGAGAAGUAAUGAUUGUCUCACCUUUCUUUUCUCUAUUUGAGCAUUCAAAGCAUGUUUUCCAAUGUACAAAGGACCUUAGAUAUGCUUAUUUUGCAACAAAGGACCUUAGAUAUGCUUAUUUUGACUGUAUCCUUUACCAUUGAGAGAAAAAAUGCAUUUUUCUGGAUUAUUUUUUAAUAAACUUUAUUCAUAUUGUAUAG
Lemur catta (Ring-tailed lemur) is the source of this 3982-nucleotide messenger RNA. It is a transcript of the gene ATP13A5, whose product is annotated as ATPase 13A5. Gene Ontology annotation, cellular component: late endosome membrane. Gene Ontology annotation, molecular function: ATP binding; ATP hydrolysis activity; polyamine transmembrane transporter activity. The transcript has 30 exons. Gene Ontology annotation, biological process: polyamine transmembrane transport; intracellular calcium ion homeostasis. The record is from RefSeq and is a predicted model, not a curated record. NCBI's taxonomy places the organism in Eukaryota, Metazoa, Chordata, Mammalia, Primates, Lemuridae. Bases 64 to 3720 code for a protein of 1218 amino acids.